AUGCAGAUGAGAACUCAAGUAUGCACAUCUAGAGCCGUCCACAGGAGCAUCCCUCAUCUCCCACUGUCUUUACUCCCCUUGAGGAGGGGCUUGGUAUCAUACCCAAUUGAUUGGAUUUCAUCAAUGGCUUCUUCCUAUCGCAUUGGUGUCGAUGUCGGCGGCACCAACACUGACGCCGUCAUCCUCGACGUGCGAAAUGCCCAGGGCCCGAAUCGCGGCGUCAUUGCCUUCCACAAGACGCCCACCACCAGUCCCAAUGUCACCGACGGCAUCGAGGCCGCCGUCAAGAGCGUCCUCGACCAGAGCCAGAUCCCGCCCAGCCAGAUCGCCUGUCUGACCAUUGGCACCACCCACUUCAUCAAUGCCAUCAUUGAGCACGAUGCCCGGCGUCUCGCGCCCGUCGCCAUCAUCCGCCUGUCCAAGUCCUUCACCCGCGAGGUGCCCCCCUUCUCUGACUUCCCUCCGGCCCUCGCCAAGAUCAUGAACGGUCACUACGGCUACGUUGACGGCGGCCUCCAUAUCGACGGGUCCCAGGAAGCGCCCAUCGUGGAGGAGCAGGUCGUCGAGCAGUGCGCUCUCAUCCGCAAGAAAGGGAUCGACGCUGUCGUCAUCUCCGGCGUCUUCUCCCCCAUCGACGACCACUUCCACCAGGAGGAUCGCGUCCGCCAGAUUGUCCAGAGGGAGUUGCCCGGUGCGGAUGUCGUCUGCUCCUCCGAUGUCUCUCAGAUCGGCUUUCUCGAGCGCGAGAAUGCUUCCAUCCUCAACGCAUCCAUUCUCAAAUUCGCCCGGCGCACCAUCCGAGGCUUCCGCGCUGCCAUGAAGCGUCUGAACCUCAACUGUGCCCUCUAUCUUACCCAGAAUGAUGGUACUCUGAUCGAUGCGCCCUCUGCGGCGCGGCUGCCCAUCCGGACCUUCUCCUCCGGUCCCACAAACUCCAUGCGCGGCGCCGCGUAUCUAGGUCUGCAGGACGCUGGAGAAGACAAAAAGGAGCGGACGGCGACUAUCGUUGUUGAUAUCGGAGGUACCACCUCGGAUGUCGGCGUGCUCCUGCCGUCGGGUUUCCCUCGUCAGGCGUCGGCCUAUGUUACCGUGGCUGGCGUGAAGAUCAACUUCGGCAUGCCGCAUAUCGAAUCCAUCGGACUCGGGGGCGGGUCCAUCGUCCGCGUCGAUGGAGACAAAGUGACUGUUGGGCCAGAUUCCGUGGGCCACUUUCUCGAUUCCAGAGCAACAGUCUUUGGUGGAGACACCCUGACGGCCACGGACAUUGCUGUGGCUGCCGGCGAGAAGAUUGGCAACCCCGAACUGGUCAGGCACCUGAGCCAGACGACGGUCUCCCGGGCUAAGGCCCGGAUGAAGGCGAUGCUCGAACGAGUCAUUGACAUGAUGAAGACCUCGCCCGCACCACUCCCCGUCCUACUGGUCGGGGGUGGCUCCGUUAUUGCGCCGACAGAGUUAGAAGGCGUCUCCUCGGUUGUCUGUCCGCCGUUCCAUUCAGUUGCCAAUGCAGUUGGGGCCGCCAUCUCCAAGGUCGGAGGGACUGUGGACAGCAUCCAGAAUACGUCCCAGCAGUCAGUCAGCGAAAUCGUGGAGCAGGCCAAGGCCCUGGCUAUUGAACGGGCAGUGGCAGCUGGUGCCAGUCGCGAGACGGUGUACGUUGCCGAAGUGGAUACCAUGCCUCUGCAGUACGUGGCCAACCAGGUGAGAGUCAUUGUGCGGGCUGUGGGUGAGCUGUCUCCGGACGGCUUCCCUGCGAAUAUUGCUGCAGGGACGAGUGAGGACGAUGGCGAGACGGAUGAGGAUAUGUACACUGAAGCUGAGAAAGACCGGUCCGCACGGGAUGGAGCAGAAGAGGCUCCUGCAGUGGAUAUUGAUACGUAUCGCCCAACGGUGGUCAAGAACCCCGAGACCGGUGUCGACGAGUGGAUCAUCUCUGAGCUGGAUCUCGAAUGGCUUGCGGACGGAUGCUACGUGCUGGGAUGUGCUGGCGGAGGCUCUCCGUUCAGUGAAUAUUUACGGCUGAGGGACCAGAUCCGAGCAGGGUAUAAGAUGCGAGUGAUUGAUGCGUCGUCGCUGAAGGAUGACGCGCUUGUCUACUGUACGUGA
Molecule: messenger RNA, 2103 nt
Organism: Rasamsonia emersonii CBS 393.64
Lineage: Eukaryota; Fungi; Ascomycota; Eurotiomycetes; Eurotiales; Trichocomaceae
Exons: 1
Coding region: 1-2103 (700 amino acids)
Biological process (GO): glutathione metabolic process
Cellular component (GO): cytosol
Molecular function (GO): 5-oxoprolinase (ATP-hydrolyzing) activity
Source: RefSeq, a predicted model, not a curated record